Hibiscus syriacus is the source of this 355-nucleotide messenger RNA. Its product is annotated as 60S ribosomal protein L27-3-like. Gene Ontology annotation, biological process: translation. The record is from RefSeq and is a predicted model, not a curated record. Gene Ontology annotation, molecular function: structural constituent of ribosome. The annotation marks the transcript as partial. The transcript has a single exon. NCBI's taxonomy places the organism in Eukaryota, Viridiplantae, Streptophyta, Magnoliopsida, Malvales, Malvaceae. Gene Ontology annotation, cellular component: ribosome; cytosolic large ribosomal subunit.
GCCGGUUGCAAAGCCGUGAUCGUGAAAUCCUUCGACGAUGGCACACGUGACCGCCCCCAUGGGCACUGUUUGGUUGCUGGGAUAAAGAAGUACCCGAGCAAGGUCAUCCGCAAGGACUCCGCCAAGAAAACAGAGAAGAAGUCGCGCUUGAAGUGCUUCGUGAAGAUCGUAAAUUAUCAGCACCUGAUGCCCACGCGCUACACCCAGGACGUGGACUUGAAAGACGUGGUUACCGGCGAUGCGCUUCAGACCAAGGACAAGAAGGUGGCCGCAUGUAAGGCCACGAAGGCGCGGUUUCAAGAGAGGUUCAAGACUGGAAAGAACAGGUGGUUCUUUACCAAGCUUAGGUUUUGAG